Messenger RNA from Lentinula edodes (shiitake mushroom), 624 nucleotides. RefSeq lists its product as uncharacterized. The record is from RefSeq and is a predicted model, not a curated record. The coding region runs from base 1 to 624 and encodes 207 amino acids. Lineage: Eukaryota; Fungi; Basidiomycota; Agaricomycetes; Agaricales; Omphalotaceae. The transcript has 2 exons.
AUGGUCUUGCGUGGAAGGCUGCCUAUCACGACAGAUCUAGACUCUGCUCCUUUGGUUUCCAGUUCAGCCAUCUCGGAUACCACGUCUUCGUCGAUGAACGCAGUCUUCAAUGAUAAUGCCUCUAGCUGUGCUUCAACUAUCCCUGCGCCCACUAAACUUCUCGUCGACAUCCAGGAAUACCCCGCAAUUCCAUCCAGCUGGGAGGAGUACCUUAAAAGACAAGGCGGGAAUGACAAGCUUGUGGAGGGGUUGGAGAGCGUGCAUGCAACGUCGGAGCAUAUCUUCAAGGCUCAGAAAGAGGAAAUUCAGCUAAGAAGGCAUCAGAUCAGCGUGUUAAAAGAACAACGUAGGAAAUAUCAGGAAACACUGUGCAUGACUAAAUUGACGCAGGAACGCGAACUUUGCUGCUCCGGUUGUGGGAAUCUUGCCUGGGAUCCUCAAGUGUGCGUCUCAAGUUGUUUCGUCGUCGUUCUCACAAACAUCUUAUCCUUAGAGCAAUAUGUGGACACACGAUCUGUUCUCGAUGCAUUGAUCAUGAGCGACAAGCAGCUAGUAUUUCUGGUCGAACGAGGCGGUGCCCGAAGUGCAGAGCUUAUAUCUACAGACCUCCCGUCCCAUCGAUAA